This is a messenger RNA of Kalmanozyma brasiliensis GHG001, 870 nucleotides long. RefSeq lists its product as uncharacterized. The record is from RefSeq and is a predicted model, not a curated record. NCBI's taxonomy places the organism in Eukaryota, Fungi, Basidiomycota, Ustilaginomycetes, Ustilaginales. Bases 1 to 870 code for a protein of 289 amino acids. The transcript has a single exon.
AUGCCGGUGUGCGCGCUUCAUCUAGUGCAGCUGCACGAUGCGACCGCGCAAGGCGUCGACGGCUUCCUACAGCGUCUCUUCGAGGCGGCCACCAACCCGAAGGAGUUUAGCAUCGUGACGGUCAGCCAGAUCCAGUCGCCAAUCAUUCGACCUACGUUGGUCGACCACACCACCCUCAAUGGCACUCCUUGGACGCUGCUGCUCGUCGUCGGCGGCGCGAAGGCCCACGUCUUGCCCUCCUCGUUGGGCUCGGCUGUUGAGGUGCACUACUCGCUCGUCUCGGGCAUCCCCUCCAAGAUCGUCAGCAACUACGACACCAUUUCGACCAAGCUUCGGGAGGAAGCACCACGCGUGCCGCUGCUGGAGAUCAAGCUGGAUGGCAAGGGUGAUGUAAUUCCUCCCGCCAACAAGAGCAGCUCGACUCGCGACGAUGGUCAAGACCUCUCCCUCUCCCCUGCUCUGCUUGACCUCGCCAAGCAAUUGAAUGCCAAAGGCCACAAAGGACCAGUGUCGAUGCUCAACUUGCUGCAUUUCCACACGCAGCCGGGCGCUGUCGAGUCAUAUCACGAGUACGGGCGUCGCUUCGCCACCGUCGCUGGCCGAAGGGGAGGCAAUGCGAAGUUGGUUGGCAUCGUCAUCCCUCUCAGCGGCGAACUCAAAGACUCUAGGAACGGCAAAGGCAAGGGUGAGUGGUGGGAUGAGUGUACGCUCGUCCACUAUCCCUCCAUCAACCAUUUCAUAGACAUGAGCGUCGACGACGAGUAUCAGUACAUCAACAAGGAGUUCCGCCUGAAGGGCAUCAAGGAUACCGCGCUCAUCUGCACGCUCGAGCUCGACCUCACCAAGUACCGAAGACAGGCCAAGUUGUAG